GAUAAACAACUUUUGGUACAGCACUAUUAUAUAUUAUAUCAUAUUUUGCAUGACGCGUAUAAGAACACAAGUUUUUACAAUUUUUUAAUAUGGCCUCCGAAAUAUAUAUGGGGUGGCCAUCCAUGUACAGGCAGCCAGCAGCAUCCCAUCCUCGUCAUCAUCAGCGCUCAGCAGAGCAACCAGCGCGCCCUCUCGACCCUCCCCAUGGCCAAGAUCCAGCCUUUGCCCGCAGCCUCGUCGCCGGCGCCUCCCUCCUCCACGGUUGAGGGACAGCAAGUGUACACGGUGUGGAUGAAGUCGCUGGUGUUCAACGGCAACGGCUGCACGGUGUACGGCGCGGACGGCGGCGUGGCGUUCCGCGUCGACAACUACGGCUGCAGGGGCGGCCGCGAGGCCUUCCUGAUGGACCGCGCCGGCAGGACGCUCGUCGGGAUCCGGAGACGGAGCUGCUUCGGGAUGCUCAGGAGAUGGGAGGCCUGCCGGUACUCCGAAUCCGGGUCCGACGGCGGCGAGGAGACGAGGACGCCGUGGUUCGCGGUGCGCAAGGCUCCGGGCGGCGGAGCUUCCGUGACGAUGCAUGGCAGCGGGAGGACGACGUACGCAAUCGUCGGCGGGUGCUCGCGCAAGCCGGACUACAGAAUCAUUGGCGGCACCGACGGUGCGGCCGUGGCGGCGGUCGCGCGGAAGCAGACGCCGGCCGGGGUGGUUCUUGGGGACGACGUCCUGACGCUGACGGUGGCGCCGGGGACGGACCAUCUCCUCGUCCUGGGGUUGGUCGUCGUCUGUGGCCUCAUGAACCGUUGCUUGUGAUGGCCGAUGGCCAUGACUUCAUCACAGCCAAGCCAUGUGAUUUUUCCCCCCUUGAUCAGCUAGACUGAUUCGAAGGAGGAUACAGUGUGAGAGCGUGCUUCAGAGUAGGUUAGUGGCUGGCCAUUUUUCCCACCAAUUUGAGGACACUUUCCACUUUUUGGUGGAUGUAUUUUUUUUUUAUCCGGAUUCUACGGAUGUACAACUGUAUGCUGGCCACAUAUACAUAGGCCUUGUUUAGAUACACCCAAAAACCCAAAACUUUACAAGAUUUCCCAUCA
Sorghum bicolor (sorghum) is the source of this 1088-nucleotide messenger RNA. Its product is annotated as protein LURP-one-related 11. NCBI's taxonomy places the organism in Eukaryota, Viridiplantae, Streptophyta, Magnoliopsida, Poales, Poaceae. The coding region runs from base 205 to 810 and encodes 201 amino acids. The transcript has a single exon. The record is from RefSeq and is a predicted model, not a curated record.